CAUCCUAGUAAGGUAUUUCGUAAAAACUUGGUAGUUUUAUUUUUCGAUGUUUGCAAAUGUUGUAUAUUCCCUUUAAUAUGCCAUAGAGGCAAUUCCAGCGUUAUGAAAGAAGUGUUAUGUCCAUGACAGAGUCAAUUAACCAUGAGAUUGUAAUGAAAAUAGCCCCUCGUCAUUACCUUCCUCCCAGCCUUCUACUUUUUGGUUUAGCCUGCCCCUCUCAUCCAUCACACCCCUGAGCUGAGUGUGUAUCAGUCCAGCCAGGCAUGCAUUUGCAUAAAAGCUUUUGUUAGCCCAAUGUGCAUGGAAUUUAAAAAUAGUCAAGUGUGCUUCAGUCUGCUGGGUGCUGUGCUAGAAAUAGGGUGUCUGUGGAAGUCUGAUGAUUAUUGAAUGACAGGCAACAGCCAUGGAUGCACUUUAGCAAACUUGACGCAUGUUUGACUGAAAGCCAGAGUAUCAUGACCUAUGACCUUAAGCAGAUCACAUGGAAUAUGGACCCCAUCGUGUUUGUUUCUGCGCAAAAGCCGUCCCCAUUUUGCCCGAAAUUACAGGAUAACUACAUGUCUGAAGCGUGUACACAUGUGAAGAUGGCACAACUACAUUUUCCCACCCAGGCCAUGGCGGAGCUGGAGUUGAAUGGUAAUCCUCAUCAGGAGCCGACGGACGAGGGAUUCUUCGCAACUUCGGACAUCGCCGAAAGGCCGCUGAAGGACAUGAUACGGACGGGAGAGUGGGACGACAUAUUAAAGGAACAGGCAUCCACCACCAACACGGUGUCUCUGUCCCGAUGCGAGCUCAGUAAUCUUCCGAGCGCCCUGCCGUCUCUGGUACAGCUGACUAGACUCUACCUCACCUACAACAACCUUAGGGACCUACCCGACGAGUUCGAGCGGUUGAGGAACUUGACGAUCCUGAAUAUUGGCUUCAACGAGUUCGAAUCCAUCCCGUCCGCCAUAUUCCGACUGGACAAUCUCCAGGUGCUGUUCGUGAAGAGCAAUCAGCUGACGUCAAUCGGUGAUGGAAUUCGACAUUUGACCAACCUGGAAGAGUUGUAUCUGAACAACAACAAAAUUGGCGUGUUCCCCGAGUCUCUCUGCAGGAUGGCCAACCUACGGCUGUUGACAAUGGCCAAUAAUGCUAUCCAGACCAUUCCCACCAAUAUAAAAGGCAUGAAGGGCUUAAAAGUGUUGAAGAUGCGCUCGAACCAGCUGACAAAAAUUCCGGAUGAAUUCGGCGAGCUGAAGGCUCUGGAUAUUGCCUGCUUCGCUCAGAACAUGAUCGACAUCUUCCCAUUCGACAAAGUUGACGACAUGCGCAAUUUGCGCGACCUGUGCUUGUACGCUAACCGGCUGAGAGAUAAGAACCUGCUGGAGAGAUGCAUGUAUCAGAUGGAGGAGCGUGGAGGGCUGUUCCGCGCGGAAGAGAACCGGGUGAUGCUGCCGCGGAUGGGAGGAGUGUGCGACAGUCCGCUCCGCAUUUGGAAGUAUGACAUCGUUUGGUUGCACGAUGGGGAAAAGUCGGUUCAAUCCUGGAUCAACACAAUGUCCGAAAAGCUGCGAAAUAAGAAACUGACACCACAGGACUACAGCCCCAAUGACAAGCUGAAGACCAACAACUUGAAGCGAAGCCGCAUCGUGGCUGUGUACUGCACCGUCGGAAUGUGCGAACUGCUCCGCGAAACUUGCCCAGGCGGAGCGGCGCUGCAAGCGACCUUAGCGGAGACUUUCCGCCUCACUCCCGUCGGCAACAAGGAGCCAGCGGUUUGGGUCAUCUUGGACACCAACGCCGACGUAAGCCAGUUCUUCUACCGUCACAACCGAAGCCAGAACGUGCUCUUGAGACAGGCGGACGACGGAAGGCUUGUUGAACAGUUGGUCAAUAUCAUUUACACUGGCAACCCCUCACCCCCGGAAUCGGCUGCUAACCACAGGUUUUAAAUACCAGUGGGCAUGCAGGCCCGUUCCCUGAUCCCAGAAGGGGGGGGGGGGGGGUUCUUAAAUUCCCAAAGUGGAAUUGUUUAUAUGCGAGCGCGGAGCGCAAAGCCCUUACAUCGUGGGGUGCGGGACCCGCUCUACGGCCCCGGAAAAUGUUGGAAUCCAGAUGCUCUGUAGUCCAAUCUAAGGCAUUUCCUGGCCACUUUCCCCUGACUCUUUGAAUCAUUUUUGCUCGUGUUUACAACUUGAAGGCGAGAUUUUUAGGGGAUGGAGGGGGGGGGGG
Molecule: messenger RNA, 2214 nt
Organism: Patiria miniata (bat star)
Lineage: Eukaryota; Metazoa; Echinodermata; Asteroidea; Valvatida; Asterinidae
Product: leucine-rich repeat protein soc-2-like
Exons: 8
Coding region: 408-1934 (508 amino acids)
Molecular function (GO): protein binding
Source: RefSeq, a predicted model, not a curated record